This is a messenger RNA of Salvia hispanica, 1469 nucleotides long. Lineage: Eukaryota; Viridiplantae; Streptophyta; Magnoliopsida; Lamiales; Lamiaceae. The record is from RefSeq and is a predicted model, not a curated record.
UUAGGCAAGAGGAUAACGACUCAUCGUUAUUCAACAUUGGCAGUUAACUGCUACACGCCCCCCAAAUUUCAAUUCUCCCAUCAUCAAAACUGCAGAUCCUUUUCUUCUUCGCUAAUUUCUCAUUUUCUACGUUUCCUAUCAAAUCCAUGGUAAAACUAGUCAAACAAUCGCGAUGAACUAGUAUUAGAAUUUUGGGGUUAGGUUCUCCACAAUUACUGUUGGAUCAUCUCUGCAAUUAUGACGAUUCUGCUGAAGAAGAGAGUUCACUUCCUGCUGUUUGUUAUUGGCGUCAUUGCUCUCAGCAUCACUGCUGAAAAAUGUAGGCAGUGGGUUGGUAAAGAAGCUGCAUCAAAAAGUGGGCAGUUUACUUUCUUAAAUUGUUUUGAUGGAAGUUCUGGAACCCUAGCAUGUGCAGUUAAAGAGUGUGUAAAACUUUAUUUCUAUAAUAUCCGGUCUCAUCAUGUGGAAAAUAGAAGGAAUGAAGCAAUUGAGGCUGCUCUGGCUGAUGCAGUUGCACAAGGCAUGGCUGCAAAAGAUGCGGCUAAAGUAGCCCAGAAAGAAGGAGCAAAGGCAGCAAAACUGGCAACAAGAAAAGCUAAGCGUAUUAUUGGCCCAAUAAUAUCUUCUGGAUGGGAUUUUUUUGAAGCAGUGUACUAUGGGGGUACAGUAACAGAGGGUUUCCUUCGAGGCACAGGUACCUUGUUUGGCACAUAUUAUUUUGGUUUUAUUGGAGAGGAAAGGUUUGGGAGGUUCGGUUACUUAGUUGGAAGUCAUCUGGGCAGUUGGGUGGGUGGAAGGAUUGGGCUGAUGGUGUAUGAUGUGGUCAAUGGAAUUCAUUACAUGAUGCAGUUCCAACAGGCAGAUACCCAAGGUUAUGAAGAUUCUUCAAAUGAUAAAUUUUUUCAGCCUGAUGAUGGAAAAUCCAUUGAGGCCGAAGAUUCCUAUCUGCAAGGAUCAACAUUCGGUGGUGUCUCCGAUGAGCCUAAUAAUAUUGAGACUCCAGCUGAUGAGCCCAGUAACAAUGAGUCCCCUGUGGAUGAGAACUUUGAUUCUACACAGAGUUCUAGUUCCGAGGAGUACAACAACUCUGAGACCCCUGAAGAUAUGAGCUUUGAUGCCCAUGAAGAAUUAUAAUCAGUUGCAGAUGUGGUAGCAAUGUUGAUUGAAGAUAAAGACUACAGAAAAAAAGGUCUUAAUCAGUGUGGACAUAUCAGGUAUGCUCAUGUCUUUUCUUGUGGUUAGCACGCAUUUAUCGUGAGCCGGCCAUGGGCUUGACUUAAUCCACGGCCAGCCAAAAUGGGACAGACAGAUAGGCCCCAAGAUGAUGGUCUCUUAUAGAUUUCUCACAAUAAUACAUCACCAGUAACAGUGUACUUGCAAUUUCCUCAUAGCAUAAAAAAUCUUGCUUAAAUCUGCUGUUGUUGAACAACUGUACAUGUUGUUUUGUUGAAAAUGGUGGGUUCAACUGU